GACAAAGGGGAAGUUUAAAUGAUUUUAUUUGAUUAAACCCUAAAAAUCGAUCGUUCCUUUUUCCUUUCCUUUUUCGUCUUAAAAACAGUUCAAAAUAGAGCAUUAUUUCUUCUUUUUCUGUCGAUUCACCUUACAAUCGAGUCUUCUUACUCUUUGUUGUGAUCGAUCGUUGAAUGAGAAGAGAAGCUGAGUAGUAAUGGCUAGAGAAAUCAUAGAUAUCGACCUGGAAGGGGAUUCAAAUGGGAGCGGGAAUGAGGUACGCUUUUUGUUCACGAAUCUUAUUUUGAGAUGUGUGAAGGUUAUGCUUAAUGGGUGGUGUCAUCUUGUUAUUGUCCUGGUGUAUGAUGAGUGCAGUAAGAAAGUGGGUAAAGUGGGGUUUUCGAAUCUUUCUAUAUUGACUUGCUUUUUGAAAAGGGGCAUCUGGUCUCCACCUUAUGUGUUUUUCAUGGGUCAGUGUGUUUACCUGUAUGGAAGCACACCUGGCGAUGAUGUAAACAAGGGUCAGGAAACUAAUAAUGCUGGUAAAAGGGUUGAGACUGAGGGUCCUACUAAUGAUUUUACUACACAAGAUGUUUGGUCAGAGAAGGAAGAUGAAGCUGGUGUUGAGAAGGAACGUGCAGGUGCAUCAAAAAGUGAUAAUGUGGCUGAUGACCAUAAUGAUAAUCUCAGUGAGGACAAAGAGGCAAAAAGUGAUGAAGGGCAUGAUGAUCCUGUUAUGGAUAUCCUUGAGUUAGCAGAUAAUGAAGAUGAGGAGGCGAUGAAGGCCAGAAGGAAGGUCAAGUCUUUUUGUUAUAAUUUGCAAGAAGAUAAUGUAGGACCUAGUUCCUAUCAUGAUGGUGGAUAUAGUAACAUUUCUACUGAUGAGGAUGAUGGAAGUGAUGCUGAUCAUGCUUCUAGAAGGAGAGCUCAACACGUAGUUUAUGAAGAAGUUGAAGAUGCUCUUCCAGAUAUAAGGUUAGGGAUGAUUUUUGUGAGCAAGGCACAAUUUAAAGCUAUUGUUGAUAAAUGCAACAUGAUGCAAAUAAGGGAUAUUAAAUGGAAGAAGAAUGACAGCAAACGGAUCAGGGCUGUUUGCAAACAUGCCCCAAGCUGUGAUUGGAAAAUAUUAUUAUCAAAGGAUGCAGUGACAGAUUCUUGGAUGGUGAAGACAUAUAUUCAUAAGCAUACCUAUAGUGAGAAGUUGAUAAGUAAGAGAUGCAACUCAACAAGUGCAUCAAAGUAUUUGGUUGAGAAGAUGGGUUUUGCUUCUUUUUACUUGAAAGCUGAUGACAUUUUUCAAACCAUUCGGAGACACACUAGGUUGGAGUUAACUGGAACACAAUGCAAGAAGCUGAGGAGAAGAGAUCUAGAAGCCACAAUUCUCAUUCAAGCACCAAGGCCGACGAUAGAUACAAAUCCUAUCUUCAUGAGAAUGAGGAUUGUUGCUAGAAGGACAUUUGCAGAAGUGAAGUUUGUUGGUGAUUUUGGUCCUAAAAUAUGGGAGAAGAUUGUUGCAAGUAGGGAAGGAAGCAAGAGAUGUAGGGUGCUAUGGCUUGGUGGCACUGGUUAUGAGGUUGAAGAAGAAGAAAAGGGUGCUGCAUCUAGCCCACCACAGGAACAAAAUAAGAAAGGUGAGGCUAAGAGAAAGAAAUCUGGUAGUCAAUUGCACGCAAUGGCCAAAGAUAGACAGGGGAAAGGUGGACAAUCAGGUGCUAAGGAGUGAAGGUGUUGAUUGUUGUGUUUUUUUGUCAUUUGAAGUUGACUGGUGCAUUAGAAAUGAAGCUUUUUUUUUUUGUCAUUUAACCUAUCGUUACAUGUAAACUUAGGCAACUUCACGGAAUUCCUGUUUUGCAUAUGGUGUGUAUGCUGUUGUGGCUUCAUAGGACAUGUUGUAUGUAUAUUGGUAUACCUUUGAUAUCUAGAUUGAUGUUAAUGGUGCAAAUAUUUUGGAAUCAAGAAUUGUUCUUGACUGAAAAGGCUUGUGUUUUGGUUGAGAAUGACAUUUCGUUGUGUAUUUGCUAGUAUGAAAUUAAACUUGUACAAUGAAUAUAAAAUUCAUAGACUA
Messenger RNA from Rubroshorea leprosula, 2044 nucleotides. The record is from the annotation of a GenBank genome assembly. Lineage: Eukaryota; Viridiplantae; Streptophyta; Magnoliopsida; Malvales; Dipterocarpaceae.